UCACUUUACACCUCUCUUUCCUCUGCUAAUCACUUAUGGCUAAACCAAUUCUCACACUUUUGUUUCUUCUCUUGUCCAACUUCUCAGUAAGGAGUCUGACGUUAGCAGAUGGACAGAAGACUUGGUGUGUGGCUAAACCUUCAUCAGUUGAUAUGGCACUUGAAGAAAACUUGAUUUAUGCAUGCAAAUAUGUGAAUUGCAAUAUAUUUAAAGAGGGUGGUCCUUGUUUUUCACCAAAUAAUUUGAUGAAUCAUGCUUCUAUUGCCAUGAAUUUGUACUAUCAAUUUACUGGAAGACAUCCUUGGGAUUGUUACUUUAAUAAUUCUGGCCUUGUUGUCUUGACUGAUCCAAGUUAUGGUGGCUGCAUCUAUGGGUGAAAUCAUCAAGUCAUGGUUAGGAGAAACAACUCAUGAGGAGAUUAUUAUCAUUUUUUUUUACUUUUUUUUUCCAAAAAAAGUCAAUUUUUUCACAAAAACAGGUUUAGCGAUUCUAUGUCUAGAUUUAUGUGAUACAUUUGUCUUUUUAAUCUGUUAUAAAAGGAAUGUUACAUUCAUAUAAUAAAAAAAUAAUUUUAACUUUGCAA
This is a messenger RNA of Solanum pennellii, 583 nucleotides long. Its product is annotated as glucan endo-1,3-beta-glucosidase-like. Bases 36 to 377 code for a protein of 113 amino acids. The transcript has 4 exons. The record is from RefSeq and is a predicted model, not a curated record. Lineage: Eukaryota; Viridiplantae; Streptophyta; Magnoliopsida; Solanales; Solanaceae.